Molecule: messenger RNA, 1377 nt
Organism: Prunus avium (sweet cherry)
Lineage: Eukaryota; Viridiplantae; Streptophyta; Magnoliopsida; Rosales; Rosaceae
Source: RefSeq, a predicted model, not a curated record
AUGGCAUUGGCAGCAGCUCCUUCUACUUCCACUAAGUUAUAUUUUCCACUUGCCCUACUUGCAUGUUUCAUUUUGCUCACGCAAGCCAGCAGCCAUGGCUUCACUGCUGAUCUCAUCCACCGUGACUCCCCUCUCUCUCCCUUGUACAAUUCCUCCAUGUCCCACCUUGAUCGCCUCCACAACGCUUUCCGUCGAUCCGUGACACGUGUCCAUCACUUCAUAAAGCCAACAAUGACCUCCCUCUCAUCUUCUUCGGCCGCCCCAAAUAUCCAAUCCAAUAUAAUCCCAAGCGCGGGCGAAUAUCUCAUGAACGUUUCGAUUGGAACGCCGCCGGUUGAAGUCCUGGGAAUAGCUGACACCGGCAGCGAUCUCAUUUGGACACAAUGCAAGCCAUGCAAGCGGUGUUUCAACCAAAACCCGCCUCUCUUUGAUCCUAAAAAAUCCUCCACGUACCACUCAAUCCCAUGCCAGUCCAGUUCCUGCACCUAUCUCGAAGAAGCCGCUUGCGGCACCCUAAUUAACGGCGAUCACGACACGUGUGAGUACAGCUAUCGAUAUGGAGACCGUUCGUUCACUAGAGGGACUCUAGCUCUUGAGACCCUAACCGUUGGAUCUACCUCCGGCCGCCCAACUUCACUUCCAAAAGUUGUAUUCGGCUGUGGACAUGAAAAUGGUGGCACAUUUGACGAGUCCGGGUCUGGCUUGAUUGGCCUCGGAGGUGGCCCCCUUUCCCUCAUUUCUCAGCUCACGAAAUCGACCAACGGAGGGAAGUUUUCGUAUUGCUUGGUGCCCACAGCAAACACUGCAGCGAGCAAGAUAAGUUUUGGCAGAGCGGGUGUUGUCUCGGGUAGCGGCGCUGUUUCAACUCCUUUAGUUGCCAAAAAUCCUGACACUUUCUACUACCUCACACUUGAGGCCAUUAGUGUUGGAGAGAAGAGGUUGGCCUACAAAACAAAGUCACCAGAUUGCGAGGAAGCUGCCGUCGCUGCCAAUGAGGGGAAUAUUAUCAUCGACUCUGGAACUACAUUGACUCUCCUUCCUCCUGGAUUUCAUGAUGAUUUGGUGUCGGCAUUGGAGACCGCAAUCAACGCCGAGCGGGUUAGUGACCCAAGGGGGAUCCUGAGCCUUUGUUUUAAAAGCAAAAGUGAUGAUAUUGGUGUUCCUGUUAUAACUGCCCAUUUUAGUGGAGGUGCUGAUGUGAAGUUGCAGGCGUUGAACACAUUUGCUAGAAUGGACGAUGAUAUGAUUUGCUUCACAAUGAUACCGUCUAGUGAUGUGGCCAUAUUUGGGAACUUGGCUCAGAUGAACUUCCUGGUGGGUUAUGACCUCGAGGAAAGAAGUGUGUCCUUCAAGCCAACUGAUUGCACCAAGCAUUGA